This is a messenger RNA of Haliotis rufescens (red abalone), 1047 nucleotides long. RefSeq names its product splicing factor U2AF 35 kDa subunit-like. The record is from RefSeq and is a predicted model, not a curated record. Gene Ontology annotation, molecular function: pre-mRNA 3'-splice site binding; metal ion binding. Lineage: Eukaryota; Metazoa; Mollusca; Gastropoda; Lepetellida; Haliotidae. Gene Ontology annotation, cellular component: spliceosomal complex; U2AF complex. The coding region runs from base 112 to 834 and encodes 240 amino acids. Gene Ontology annotation, biological process: mRNA splicing, via spliceosome. The transcript has 8 exons.
CCAAAACUCUCCCCUCUACUUUUGUAUAGAAGCGAAACCUUUCUGUAGGAUUGGACAAAGGCCAAACGAGGCUAAGAGCACUGUAAGGAGUAAUACUGGCUGAGGUUCAACAUGGCUGAGUAUUUGGCGUCAAUUUUUGGAACAGAGAAAGAUAAAGUCAACUGUUCUUUUUACUUUAAAAUUGGAGCUUGUCGCCAUGGUGAGAGAUGCUCCAGACUGCAUAACAAACCAACAUUUAGCCAGACGGUCCUCCUGCAAAAUCUGUACCUGAACCCCCAGAAUGCAGCUCUCACAGCCGAUGGCUCUCACAUAACUGUCGACGAAGUGGAAGCACAACAGGAGUUUGACGAUUUUUUUGAGGAGGUAUUUACUGAAUUAGAGGACAAGUAUGGCGAAAUCGAGGAGAUGAAUGUGUGUGACAAUCUGGGAGAUCAUCUGGUCGGCAAUGUCUAUGUCAAGUUCCGGUAUGAGGAAGAUGCUGACAAGGCUGUCAAUGACCUCAACAAUCGCUGGUUUAAUGGGCGGCCCAUCCAUGCUGAGCUGUCGCCUGUGACAGACUUCCGAGAGGCCUGUUGUCGGCAGUAUGAGAUGGGUGAGUGUACACGUGGAGGAUUCUGCAACUUCAUGCAUCUGAAACCUAUUUCCCGGGAACUGAGACGAGAGUUGUAUGGUCGACGCAGGAAGAAGAGGUCAAGGUCAAGGUCACCACCCACACGUCGAAAUCGCAGUAACAGUAGGGACAGGGAACGACGCAGGUCCCGUAGCAAGGAAAGGAGGUCACGUAGUCGUGAGCGCAGGAGGUCACGGUCACGUGACCGACAUGGAAGAUACUGAGGCGCAAUGGAUGAAUUUUUACCAUCUUACUGUGGUGAAAUAUAUGGAGUAAAUCACAGAAAUGUGACAAGUCAUCUUAUAAUGUUACAUGUUCUUCGUCAACUAAAGACUCCAUUAUGUUUGGUUUCAUUUGAAAGUUUCAUAAUGUCAACGUUGUGUGACAUGUCAUUCAUGUUUUAAAUUGUAAUAUGAAAUAAAUACAUUUUAUAGAUA